CAAAACCCCACACAGAGGAUGGCCGAGAGUGCGCCGAAGCGCAAGUCGAGGACGCAGAGCGACUGCUACACGAGCGGCGAGCGCGAGCGCGCGUGGCGGCAGUCGCUCUUCGAGGAGCUCGGGAUGGACCCGCCGCUCCGAAGCAGCCUCGAAAGCUUGACGCUCGAGUACGGCCGGCUCUCGCUCGGCGCGUCCUUGGCCCGCAUGGACAUUGGCAGCAUCUCCGAGACCGCAACCGAAGUGCUCAUGGACGCGCGGCUCAGCAAAGGCGGGAAAGAGUCCAACUUGUACCACCAGUCGCUCUCCAUGUCGGAGACGGGACGGAUCUCGGUCUCGGUCAACGGCCUUCCCGACGACGCCGGCGACGACCUCCAGAGCAUCCUCGACGACGCCAAGGAAGCCGUCGAGAUGGGCGACACGCCCGUGCUCGACGAUCUCGUGCCAUCGGUGCUCGAGCCCAUCGAGUGGGAAGGCUUUCUGAGCAAGCGCAGCGAGUGGCUCCGGCGAUGGGAGAAGCACUACUACGUGCUACAUGGCACGACGCUCAAGCGGUAUGCAUCCAAGGAGGCGUACGUGGCGACGCUGCAACUGUCGCCCGUGGACGGCAAGCCGCCGCCGCCGCCCGCGUACACGGCGUACACGAUCUCGGGCGUCAAGGAGGCGCCGGGUCGGACCCACGGCUUUGUGUUUGCGACCGCCGAUGGCAAGACGCUGCAGCUCACGGCGCCGUCGGCCAUGGAGCGCGUGAUCUGGAUGCGGCUCGCGCAGGAGGCCAUGGUGUCCCUUCCGGAUCUGCCCGUCUUUCCGCUCGAAAUUGAAGAAUUUUACGCGAUGUUGAUCGUGCUCUACACGGCGUUCAGCGGCAACUGGCGCACGUCGGGCGACAUGGCCGUGACGGUCCCGCCGCCGUCCGAGCAGGUCUUUACGCGCUUCUUUCGGCUUCUCGACAAGGACAUUUUGAUCUCGAGCAACUACCCGCCGUCCGUGCCAUUUUGCGGAAACUACCGGGGUAUCGCUGGGCUCCUCACGUACCUCAACCUCUUUGCGUCCAACACGCUGUGGUACCACUUCAAGAUUGAGGGCAUUGUGAUGGAAGACAGCGUCGCGGUCGCGUCCGGCAAGGAGGAGCUCGAGAACGCCAAAGACCGGCGCAAGUUUGUCCAAAACUGGGUGCACAAGUUCAACUUUAGCCCCGACGGCCGCCUCAUGAAGUUUGAAAUCAACGGCGAUGUCGUUGCGGCCUCGGCCGUCUUCAAGGUCCCCGGCGCGGCCACGACCCUGAGCUUGCCGCAGGACCUCCACGAAGUGCCGACGCCCACGUCUGGCACGCUCACCGUGCGCGUGCUGCAAGGCUCGGGCAUCAAGUCGCGGAUCACGGCGUCGGGCAAGAAGAGCUCGACCGGCGUCGGCCUCAAGGACCCGCGGGUGAUUCUCAAGCUGCUCACGGGCGACGAGCCGCCACCGCCGCCACCGGCACCGACGUCGACGGCGUCGUCGUACCUGCCGUCGUUGCCGAUCCCGGUGCAGUUGCCGUCCCUCCCUGCGACGAUCUCUCGUCGGCUAAGUUCGGCGAGCAGCAUGAUGUACCGGCAGACCAUGUCGUCGGCGUCCAGCAGCGCGAGCUCAACGCCCAUGGCCUUUGAGCGCAAGAGCGGCGAGGACAACAUGACGGACGUGGCGCGGAACCGCGGUCUCUCCAACUCGGACGUGGUCGCGCCCGUGUGGAACGCGGUGAUUGAGCUUCCGUUCGAGAACAUUCAGGGCCCGUGCCGGCUCCACGUCGACGUCGUUGAGAUGGCCAAGGGCGAGAAGGCAGUCGCGGCGUCCGCGACCGUCAACGUUGCCCGGUACAUUGUCGAGCAGAGCGCGGGCCAGACGCAGUGGGUGACGAUGGGCAACGGCAAGGGCGAGUUUUGCGGCCGGGUCCAGAUCAGCGUGUCGUGCUCGGUCAUUGACGACAAGCCGAAGUCGGACGACGGCCGGGGCACGCCGGUGCACCUCAUGCAGUGGCACGCCAAGAAGAACGCCGAGGAGAUUGGGCGCCCCGGCUGGUCCAACGUCAACGUCGAUCCCAAGUCGGCAUUGGAAAGUGGCGAGAAGCCCGAGUCGCCCGAGUCGGCGUUCAUGAUCGACCCGCUCAAGGCGAAAGAGUGCGAAGACGACGCCACCAUGCACGUCUUUACCGUCUGCAGCGCGCCGUUUGUGAUCCCAAAGCACUACAACCUCAUCAAGGUCUGCGGCCGCGGUGCGUACGGCAUCGUGAUUGCCGCGACCAACAACGACACGGGUGGCAGCGUCGCGAUCAAGAAGGUGAUUGACUGCAUCUGGCACCCGCACCAGCUCAAGCAAAUUCUGCGCGAAGUGCGCCUGAUGCGGCACCUCUGCCACGAGAACAUUCUGUCGCUCAUGGACCUCAUUCCGCCGCCGUCGUACCAAGAUUUCCGGGACGUCUACAUGACGGUCGACCUCAUGGAGAUGGAUCUGCACCGGAUCAUCUACUCGAAGGAAGUGCUGAGCGACGACCACAUUCGGUACUUUGUCUACCAGAUGCUGAGCGGCCUCGAGCACAUGCACGCGUGCGGCGUGCUCCACCGCGACCUCAAGCCGAGCAACCUCCUCAUCAACUCGGACUGCCAGCUCAAGAUUUGCGACAUGGGCCUUGCGCGACCGAAAGACGUUGACGAUCUUGGCAUGACCGAGUACGUGGUGACGCGCUGGUACCGAGCGCCUGAGCUCCUCCUCGGCAGCACGUACGACGAAGGCGUCGACGUGUGGGCGGCCGGCUGUAUCAUGGCCGAGAUGCUGGGCCGCAAGCCGCUCUUCCCCGGGCGGUCAUAUGUGCACCAGCUCCAGCUCAUCAUGAACGUGCUCGGCGUGCCCGAGGAGCACUCGUUCAAGGAGAACCCACAAGCGCAAAAGUUCAAGGGCCGCCAGCUCUUGAGCAAGACGCCGUCGAUGCAGGGCAUUGACGUCUCGGUGCUCUUCCCGAACGCGAACCCCGAGGCCCUCGACCUGCUGUGGAAGCUGCUCGUCUUUGACGCGACCAAGCGGCUCUCGGUGCAAGACGCGCUGCGACACCCGUACCUCGCGCAGUACUAUGACGCGUCGCGCGACACGACGGUCGAGAAGUUUCAAAGCUUUGAUUUCGAAGACCUCGGCGAGACGGACCUCAAGGAGCUUAUGUUUCGGGAAAUCUGCCACUUCCACCCGGAAGAGAUGACCAAGCGCGCGCAGCAGAUGGCCGAUAUGCCCAAGGAAGAAAAGCUGCCGCCGGGCUGGGUCAAGCGCGAGAGCCGCAGCAUCCGCGGCAAGUUCUACUACUCGCAUGCGAAGCGGGGCAUUAGCACGUGGGUCAAGCCCACGGUGUAGACAUCUUAUAUACUAAUAGUAGUUAUUGUUAUCGACUAA
Molecule: messenger RNA, 3408 nt
Organism: Saprolegnia diclina VS20
Lineage: Eukaryota; Oomycota; Saprolegniomycetes; Saprolegniales; Saprolegniaceae
Product: CMGC/MAPK protein kinase
Exons: 3
Coding region: 19-3369 (1116 amino acids)
Biological process (GO): intracellular signal transduction; protein phosphorylation
Cellular component (GO): nucleus; cytoplasm
Molecular function (GO): MAP kinase activity; protein binding; ATP binding
Source: RefSeq, a predicted model, not a curated record